GGAGAGAUAUAUACUAUUAAAGACUUGUGGAUCGAGUUAUAAAAAAAGCUAUUGAAAUAGAGAUAGUGCCGUGACAGAGAUCGGAUAGUAGAGGAGGAGGAAGAAGAAGAAGAGAAGAUGAGGAUUUUCGUUAAGACUUUGAAGGGCACUACCUUCGACCUCGAAGUGAAACCUGAAGACACGAUUGCUGAUGUCAAAAAGAAUAUAGAAACUACUCAGGGGGUAGAUGUUUAUCCUGCUGGAAAACAGAUGCUUAUUUAUCAGGGGAAAGUCCUUAAAGAUAACACAACAAUUGAUGAAAGCAAGGUUGCUGAAAACAGUUUUGUUGUGAUCAUGUUAACAAAGAAUAAGAGCUCAGCUGGGGAGGGUUCCACUGCACCAACUUCUUCUACAACUAAGGCACGUCAAACAAGCACCACAGUGUCAACAGCACCUCAAGCUCCUGUAACAACGAUUGCACCGCCUGCUGCUGCCGCUGCCCCUGCCCCUGCCCCUGCCCCUGCCCCUGCCCCUGCCCCUGCACCUGCACCUGCACCUGCACCUGCACCUGCACCUGCACCUGCUCCUGCUCCUGCUCCUGCUCCUGCUCCUGCUCCUGUUUCAUCAGCUAAUGCUGUGUCAGAGACUGAUGUAUAUGGCCAAGCAGCAUCUAAUUUGGUUGCUGGAAGUAACUUGGAGGGAGCAAUCCAGCAAAUUCUUGAUAUUGGUGGAGGGACUUGGGAUAGAGAUACUGUUGUUCGUGCUCUUCGUGCUGCUUUCAACAAUCCUGAGAGAGCUGUUGAAUACUUGUAUUCUGGUAUUCCUGAUCAAGCUGAAGCUCCACCUGUAACUCGUGUCCCUGUGAGUGGGGAAGUUGCAAAUCCUCCAGCCCAACCUCAGCAGCCAGUGCAACCUUCAACUGUUCCUUCUACUGGACCCAAUGCUAAUCCUCUAGAUCUUUUUCCACAGGGUGUUCCCAACAUGGGAUCAGGUGCUGCUGGUGCUGGCACUCUUGAUUUUUUACGGAACAGUCAACAGUUUCAAGCAUUGAGAGCUAUGGUGCAGGCUAACCCACAGAUAUUGCAGCCUAUGCUUCAAGAGUUGGGGAAACAAAAUCCCCAUCUAAUGAGGCUUAUUCAAGAGCAUCAGGCUGACUUUCUUCGCCUCAUCAAUGAACCUGUUGAAGGUGGAGAAGGGAACAUCUUGGGGCAGCUGCAAGCAGCAAUGCCACAGACAGUAACAGUUACACCUGAGGAACGUGAAGCAAUAGAACGUCUUGAAGCGAUGGGUUUUGAUCGGGCACUUGUAUUAGAGGUGUUCUUUGCCUGCAACAAGAACGAGGAGCUGGCUGCCAACUACCUCCUAGAUCACAUGCAUGAGUUUGAGGAUUGAUUUUGUUGGAAAUACUCUGAAUGCUCCUGCACAAUGCCUGGAAAAAAAAAUGUUCCUUUUCCCCUCUCUUUUCUAUAUUCUCCUCAUCUUCAUUUUAUAAUUAAGUUUCGAGUCUGGAGUUUUAUAAUUGUGAAGUUUUUAGACAAGGAACAAGAUGUAACAUUCCUCCCUCCAGUUUCCGCCUCGUUAGGAUCUUUUAAUAUUUUACAUACAUGGUUGUCUGGGUAAUUUGCUUUCAUUGUGUAUACUUUGCUUGGACUGGUGAUGCCAUUAAUCAAAUUCGUCGAGGUUUUACAGAA
Hevea brasiliensis (rubber tree) is the source of this 1670-nucleotide messenger RNA. Its product is annotated as ubiquitin receptor RAD23c. The transcript has 12 exons. Gene Ontology annotation, molecular function: polyubiquitin modification-dependent protein binding; damaged DNA binding; ubiquitin binding. Gene Ontology annotation, cellular component: nucleoplasm; cytosol. Gene Ontology annotation, biological process: proteasome-mediated ubiquitin-dependent protein catabolic process; nucleotide-excision repair. Bases 118 to 1371 code for a protein of 417 amino acids. The record is from RefSeq and is a predicted model, not a curated record. Lineage: Eukaryota; Viridiplantae; Streptophyta; Magnoliopsida; Malpighiales; Euphorbiaceae.